UAAACUGAAGCUGAACUUGUGAAUAUAAAUUAGAAGAAAAUAAUUAGAAAUUGCUCAUUACUUUUUUGAAUUCCAUUUAGUUAAAUUCGUUAGUACUGUCGAGGGGAUAAGAUCAUGUGUUUUGAGUUCUCUGGUCAAAGGAUGAAAUAUGAUGGCUCUGCAAACAACGAGGUGUUUUUUGCGCCAGAUGAAAAGGCAUACACAAAGGACAACAUAUUGAUUUAUAAUAUUUUCUUAUACAACAUUCCAAGAUGGAUGAAGAUGGCGGAUAUAACUCGUUAUUUUUCUAAGUUUGGCGUGAUUUCGGAAGUACGACUAGCGGAUGAUAAAAAGAGAUCUCAUCCUUCUUGGCCGACAGUAGGAUUUGUGAACUUUGUCGAACCAGAAAGUGCUUACAGAGUACUGCAGAAAUUUAGUCAUCGUAUACGAUAUCCUCCUAUUGGGGUUAAAGCUGGACAUAGUUUGAAUCAGCCUGAUGGGGAAAAGGCAUAUAGGCAAGUGGUACGUGGAUCUCAGCAAAUGAAAGCUAAAGUUUCGAACGUUAUUAGCUUGAAUGUGCUAUCGCUAAAUCAUGAUUGCUUAGAGAUUAUUUGUGGUCUAUUAGGGCUACGAGAUCAAAUACGCUAUGUGCGAGUAUGUAAUCGUUUUCAAGAAAUAUUCCAAAUGUUAUCCAGGCGCGCAUAUACAAGGCUCGACUUUGAUGAAACCAUAAGGUUGCCAUUAUGCGAGAUACUCGACUUCUUUCGUCUUGCCGGCAAAAAUAUUGAAGAUAUAUGUUCACUCGAAGAACCAUAUUGGGAUCUUGAAUACAUCAUGAAAUCUAUUGAAAUGCGCUACGACAACGUAAAACGAAUCACAUUGGUCGGUAGUAGAAUGAAGCCCGAUCGUCUGAAGAAAUUAUUUCGCAGUUUCCCUCUAUUAAUUGAGUUAUAUUUGCAUUUUUGCGAAACAGAUGACCACUUAAUAGAAUCUCUGCAAUAUUUGACGCAAUUAGAGACCCUGACUCUCACCAAGAGGUCUAAGAUAACAGGCAAAUUUGUGAACUCGUUGGUACAGCUGAAGGUUCUAAAUUUGUAUGGUUGUAGAAAUAUUCAAACUUCCAAUUUGGUUGAAAUAUGCCGUUCCAUGCCCUACUUAAAAUCGCUCGACAUACGUCGUUGUGAACAGCUAUCGGCAAUCUUUUUCGACACCAUAGCAGAACAUUGUCAGCAACUCGAAAUAUUGAAAAUGUCUUGCCCAGAUUUUCCAUUUGAGCAUGUAUCAUUAUUACCUCGACUGAAACACAUUGAAUUGUUACUCCACACUUCUGUUUUGGUAUCACCUACACAGAUUUUUUUUUCAAAUUGGUCGAAAAUAAGUCGCAGCAAUUAAAAUGCCAUCCCCUCCCAUCCCUCAUCGCUUUCCUAUCGUUAGAAAUAUUUGCUCCCAACAAAAUUACGGUCAUCUGUGCAUACGCCCCUUCUGACCAACACUUUACAGCAAAUGAUUUCAAUAACCUCUUUCCAACAUCAACACACCCAUUUAUCUUAGCAGGAGAUUUCAAUGCGUGGAGCCCUUUUUGAGGGUCGAAUUUUGCAAACGGAAGGGGUCGAAUAAUUGAAGACUCAGUUCUUUCUUCAAACUUUACUGUCUUUAAUGACGGUUCGCCCACUCAUUUUUCUACGCACAAAACAUUUACCCACAUUGACAUCACUCUCUGUUCGACUAUACUUUCCACUAGCUCUACCUGGAACCUUAUAGAUGAUUUACAUAGCAGCGAUCAUUUCUCAAUGGUCACAAAAAUCCAACUGAACAUUUCCCGCACCCUCUUCCGGCCAAGAAUUAAGUACAUUACAGUAAUUGGUAAUUGGUUAGAAUUCAGAAAUGCUUGCGAAAUCGGUAACAGAUCACGUCCAAUUUCUACUAAUGUAAAUCAAGAGACCUCACAUAUACAUAAAAUCAUUAGAUCCGCAGCCAACCUUGCCAUCCCACAAUCAUCCAGCAAGCCUACCAAACCGGCCCCAUUAUGGUGGAGCGAUCUCCUUUCAACUCUAAGGCAAGAAAAACAAAAAGCAUGGCACGAUUACAAACGCUCGCGAUCAUCCUUAACCUUGAUCCAGUACAAAAGGGCAAAUGCUAUUUUUCGUUGCAAAGCAAAAAUUGCCAAAGCUGAUUGCUUUCGAAAAUUUACAAACAGUAUCAACUCUUCAUCGAAUACUAAGAAAAUAUGGGCUGAUAUAAAAAGAUUGACAGGGGCACCAUCUUCUCCCACAAUUUCUACUAUUGAUUCCUCCCGUGGCACUCUUCUAUCUCCUCAGGAUAUAGCCCAAGAGUUUGCCAUCCAUUUCUCUUCAACUUCUUCUGACGCCAGCUUUGAGUCCGAUUUCAUAGCCGCUAAAGAACUGCAACUAAGCUCUGCCCGUUCACUACGUUUGUCGUUAGUAAAAGGCAAAACCCCUGGUAGAGAUAGAAUUUCCUAUCCCAUGAUCAAGCAACCUCCAUCGUCCAUCAUUUCCCGUCUUCUCCAAUUAUAUAACCGCAUCCUCACCGUUAGUAAUAUAUUUACCCCCAAGUUUGGAAAACUAGCUCUGUUACGCCCAUUCUUAAAGCUGGAAAGCCUCCUCUAGAUAUCUGCAGUUAUCGUCCAAUAUCCCUGCUAUCCUGUUUAGGGAAGUCAUUAGAAAAAAUUAUUGCUGCUAGACUUUCCUGGUAUGCCUAUACAAAAGGUCUUAUUCAUCACAGCCAAGUCGGAUUCAAAAGAGGUCAUGGAACCAUUGACUCUCUUCUCCAUUUAGAUUUCUAAAUUUCAAAGGCAUUAUGAAAUAAAAAUCAUAUAACCCUCCUGUCCCUAGAUUUCAUGAAAGCCUUUACCGCAUCGGCAUCCAUAUUGUUUUGAGACAACUUGAUAAAUGGAAAGUUGGACCGAAAAUGUACAAUUUUAUAAAAUCAUUCCUAUCCCAUCGAAAAAUCAACGUUUCAAUAGCCAAUUCCUAUUCAUCCACCUUUCCCCUCCAAAAUGGGACCCCUCAAGGAUCAUCUUUAUCUGUGAUCCUCUUCACUAUAGCGUUUGAUGAGCUGAGUAUGAUUUUAUCGAAAUUUAGCACUGUUGAACACCAGCUUUACGCUGACGACGUACUCAUAUUUUCAAAAAAGUCUAAUAAUACAGAUAUCAUAAGAACGUACACAGAAAUUCUACAUCAAAUUGAUACCUGGUCCAAAACUUCAGGCGCUUCAAUUUUUCCCGAUAAGUGCAAAUUACUACAUACAUAUGUAUAUGUAAAAAAUUAAAUUGCGAUGUACCCUCACUUACUUUUUACAACAUUAAUAUAAACUGUACAAAUAGCCUUAAGUUCUUAGGUUUAAUAUUAGGCAAAAAGUACACUUUUACAGAACACUGUCAUUAUAUAAGAAGUAAACUAUGUUAAGUUCUAGAUUAGAAGUUAUUAAGUACAUGUCCACAAAGCGCUCAUUUAUCGGCUCGGCAUUGUUGAUAAACGUCACAAAGGCUCUUAUCACGUCAACUUAUCAGUACGGCUUGGAGAUUUACGGACAUAAUGCUAAAAUUAAAUUAAAGCUACUCUCGGCUCCCUACCAUACAGCCCCGAGAAUAUCUCUACGAGCAUUUCCAACAACUCCUCUGAAGAAUAUUUUUGCGGAAACUGGACUAACUUCUAUCGCAGAUAACGCAGAAGACUGUAUUGGUAAACUUUACAUUAAACUUAUAACAACAUCGAACAACGCACUUCGAAAAAUGUACAGCUUGCUACACUUCGAAAGCGUAUUCCUAAGAUACCGUCAACCAUCUUUGUUUCAAAUUUGCUAAAGAUAAUAACCUACCGCUGCAAAGGGUUCAAAUCAGUAAACAUCGAAACCCACCCUGACUACUUAAAGAGGCGUCCUUUACUAACAAUUUAGCACUAAAACGUAAAGCGAAUACAUCUCGUGAAGAAUAUAAAUCCAUUUUUUCUGAAGUCGCAGCGAAUUACAGAGCCAUGGGCUGGAAGCUGAUCUAUGCCGACGGGUCUAAGACAGACAGACUUCAUAUGCUGUCGUAAAAGAGCAAAACGAAAUAAUAACGUAUGGGCUUUUAUUCCCAUUCUGCUCUAUCUUUACAGCAGAAGCAGUUGCAAUUUUUAACGCUUUUUUGUAUGCAAUCCAAAACAAAGGCAAAUUCAUAGUGUGCACUGAUAGCUUAUCGUGCUUUUCGGCCAUCCAGAACUACAACAACUCUAACUACAUAAUUGAUUUUAUAAGAGAGACACUAACUACCAAACCAUAAAAAAUCAAAAUUAUGUGGAUUCCUGGCCACGCAGAUAUUAAUGGUAAUACACAUGCUGACCAAAUUGCCAACCAAUAUCAUCUUUAAACAUGACAUCUACAGUCUCAUAAAACACCAAAGGCAAAGUUACCUCCUCCGCGAGUGGAGUAACUAUAACCAUCCCUACUCCUUAGUUAAUCCUAAGCGUGUAAAACCAGGUUUUGGUGAGUCAAUCCACCAUACAUACGCCUUCGACUAGGCCACACAAUACUUACACACGCCCAUAUAUUAUACUUCAAGGCAUUCCACCCAAUCUAUGCCCGUUUUGCAACUCCACCCUGAGUAUAAAUCACCUUCUGUCUUCAUGCCCUAACCUUGCAUCGACUAAACAUCAUUACUUUCGCAACAUUGACCCACUUGAAAUAUUAACAAACUCAACCGAAGCCAACAUAUCUAUAUUAUAUAACUAUCUCAAAGAUACUGAUCUACUUCGUCGGAUCUAAUCGAGCCAUAAUCAACCUGCCAGCCGAAAGCCUCCGAUGCUAGCGCUGCACUACUUUCAGUUUGUAUAAUAAUUUUAUUGUUAUGUAAACCUUUAUAAAAUAAAAUAAAAUCAAAAUAAAAAAGUUUCAUAUCAAAAUUGGGAAAACUGAAUUCAUUAUGUUGCAGAAAAAUUGAAGCAAUCGACGAUAACGCGCUUCGAAAAUUUUGCCAAUUAGAGCAACUUGAAGA
Anastrepha obliqua is the source of this 4969-nucleotide messenger RNA. RefSeq lists its product as uncharacterized. Gene Ontology annotation, molecular function: RNA binding. NCBI's taxonomy places the organism in Eukaryota, Metazoa, Arthropoda, Insecta, Diptera, Tephritidae. Gene Ontology annotation, cellular component: SCF ubiquitin ligase complex. Gene Ontology annotation, biological process: SCF-dependent proteasomal ubiquitin-dependent protein catabolic process. The record is from RefSeq and is a predicted model, not a curated record. Bases 115 to 1371 code for a protein of 418 amino acids. The transcript is spliced from 4 exons.